UUUACGCUUUAUUAUAAUAGUACAGAUGUGUAUAAAUGAAGAUUAAAAUUAAAAAUUUCGGUUCCCAGGUAUCAGAAUGGUUGACGCCAAUUCGGGAUCAAUAUAAAGAAUCAGCUAGAAGAAUGAACAAAAUAGACAUAAAAGUGUUAGACGGGGAUAAACUAAAACUAUUCCAGGGGAGUCCAGAAGUUUUAGAGUUACCGAAAAAUAACCUAUUACUCCAAACGUCCAAUAUGACCCCAGUUAACGUAAUGCAGACACGAAACCUCAGGGUGACCUUGGAAACCGUUUUGAGUAAUGCGAAGAAAUUGGCAGACAGUUUGAAGACGCAAAUAUUGAUAGUGCAAGAAAGAGAGGAGAGACUAAAGGACACUAUCGUCAAUGGGAGGUUUGGAAUAACAACACUGACAGUAUCAACACUAAGAAAGUUACCAAGGAACUACAUAAUUCGCAACGGUUAUUGGACCCUCUGUAGUGGCAUUUUGCAGCACCCCACAGCACAGGUGACCGCAGCCGCCUUUAGCGAGCUUUAUGCUGUUCCCAGAUGUAUAGGACAAGAGAUAACAUCAAAGCCAGAUCCUUGCGUAUUCAACUCCGUCAUCAAAUACGAUACGAUACCAACUCAAAAGAGAUCGGAGUAUUCAGAAGACGAGUAUCUUUGCCUCAAGCCGACCUUCAAUUCAACUCUAGAGCAGUACUUCAGUGUCACCAAACGAGUUGUCAAUCAAACGUGUAAAAACGGUGUAAUAAGAAGUAUGGCGGAUAAUGUACUGGAAUGUGGUGUUCGUGUGUUGUCAGAUUACACAUAUUAUCCUAACAGAGAGGUGUCCUCGUACCUACCGCUGGAGUACUGCGAAGGUACCCUCGGCUCGUGCAAUCUUAUCGUGGCCUGGCAUCUGUCAAAUUCGAGCGUCGAGAACUUCGAAUUCAUAAAAGACGAUCUAAACUUUAAGAAUUACUUCAUGAAAUCAUCUACGUUAUUAAAUAACGCUUUAUAUUGAU
Messenger RNA from Papilio polytes (common Mormon), 1002 nucleotides. RefSeq lists its product as uncharacterized. The record is from RefSeq and is a predicted model, not a curated record. The transcript is spliced from 5 exons. Lineage: Eukaryota; Metazoa; Arthropoda; Insecta; Lepidoptera; Papilionidae. Bases 36 to 1001 code for a protein of 321 amino acids.